Messenger RNA from Bipolaris maydis ATCC 48331, 939 nucleotides. RefSeq lists its product as uncharacterized. The record is from RefSeq and is a predicted model, not a curated record. Lineage: Eukaryota; Fungi; Ascomycota; Dothideomycetes; Pleosporales; Pleosporaceae.
AUGCUGGCUCUAACAAGUGCCACUGGAAAGUUGGGCGGCGCAGUCCUCAACGCUAUUCUCGAGCAUAAACUCAUUGACCCAAAGGAGCUUGUCGUCUGUACUUCUACUUCGCCCUCCUCCCACCGCCUCUCGCACCUCCACGCCCACUCCCUCACAAUCCGACACGCAGACUUCUCCGACCCAGCCUCACUCGGCACCGCAUACGCCGGCUGCACACGCCUCUUCCUCGUCUCCACACCCGCAAUCGCCAUGGACUACGACUCCGCACCGCUCUGGACCGGCCGCGAAGCGCACCACCGGGCCGCCAUCGACGCCGCCGUCGCCGCGGGCGUCACGCACAUUUACUACACGUCUCUCGCGUUUGCGCGGCCGUCAUGCGCGGCCGUCAUGCGCGCACAUGUCCGCACCGAGGCGUAUCUCGAAGACCUGCAGCAGCGCGGGGUUGUGGGUACGACGGUGAUGCGCGAGGGGCUGUACAGCGAGAGUUGGCCGCUGUAUCUUGGGUAUUACUUUGGGCUUGGCGCGGAGAAGAGGACCGAGGUGGUGGUGGCUGGGGACGGCGAGGUCAGUUGGACGGCGAUUGCGGAUUUGGGGUUUGCGACGGCAAAGGUGCUGGCGGGGGAGCCGCAGAGGUGGGUGGGCAAGACGUUUUAUUUGUGUCAGAGGGUGAGGAGGUCGUUGGGGGAUGUGGCAAGGGUGGUGGGAGAGGUUAGGGGCGAGGAGGUGGGGUUGAAGGUUGUGGCGAGGAGAGAGUUUGAGUUGUAUUAUGUGCGGGAGAUGGGCAUGGAGAGGGCGGCCGUCGAGUGGUGGAGUAGCACGUAUGAAGCGCUGGAGCGGGGGGAGUGUGCGGUUGAGGAUGGGACGCUUGAGGGGUUGUUGAGCGAGGCCGGGAGGACGCCGGUACCGGUUGAGGUUACGAUUCGAGAGAUGAUGAAGUGA